This is a messenger RNA of Histoplasma mississippiense, 1044 nucleotides long. RefSeq lists its product as hypothetical. Gene Ontology annotation, molecular function: protein binding. Lineage: Eukaryota; Fungi; Ascomycota; Eurotiomycetes; Onygenales; Ajellomycetaceae. The coding region runs from base 1 to 1044 and encodes 347 amino acids. The transcript is spliced from 5 exons. The record is from RefSeq and is a predicted model, not a curated record.
AUGGCACAAUCUUCCCAUCGAGAUGACUUCUUUCAGACAACAACGUCGCUGGAGGAAUCCCGUCGCAAAGCCGAGAAAGCAAGAAACUCGAAUGGCGACCCCAUCAAACUUCAAAGUAAACUAUUAGCGAUUGCCGCUGAUCCCACUAGCGAUUCCUCUGUCUAUGUUGCUGAGAGUGCGGGCCUUCUCAGAAAAGUGGUGCUUGAAGUAGGUGAAACUGCUACCCUUUACAGGGGACCGACUGCCCCAUUAACCAGUAUAUGCUUUUCCUCCGACGGCACAACUAUCUUCGCCGGGUGCUGGGACAAGACUAUAUGGAGCUGGGACGUUACUUCGCGAACGCAAAAACAUAGAUACCAUGGCCACACAGACUUUGUAAAAACGGUUAUCUCCCAGAAAUUUGAUGAUUACAGCCGUGGAGUACUACAUCUUGCGGUCGAUCCUCUUGUUUCUGAAGAUGAUCUGCAGCGAAUCAAUGUCUUCAGCGCAGGAAGUGAUCGCAGCAUUCGUUACUUCUCUCUUUCCACCCCUUUGAAGGAACAAUCCCUGUCAGCCCCGAUAGUGGAACAUGAGACUAGUGUCUAUAAGCUUUUCUUCGAUGCAGAUGGUGACUUGUGGACAGCUUCGGCAGAUAAAACUGCUAAAUGUCUCUCCAGAGAAGCGAACUGGCAAGCGGACAUGACCUUGGACCAUCCGGACUUUGUCAGGGAUGUUGCCGUGUGUGAACAGGGCGGCUGGGUGGUUACGGGAUGUAGAGAUGAGGAAGUGCGUGUAUGGAAUCGUGCGACUGGAAAGUUGCAUCAUUCAUUCUCUGGCCAUUUUGAAGAAGUGACUGGGAUCUUAAUACUUGGGACGACUGUUGUUAGUAUCAGUAUCGAUGCCACCAUACGGCAGUGGUCGCUUGACCCAACUCAGCUUGAAAUGGCCAAAGCAAAAGCUGAAAGGGCAUCCCAGGAGGACGAAGUAAUUGGUAAUGGACUUAAGGAGUCACCGUUGACUGAGGAAGAGGAGAGGGAGCUUGCGGGGUUGAUGGGCGAUGACUAG